Messenger RNA from Physella acuta, 2228 nucleotides. RefSeq names its product deleted in malignant brain tumors 1 protein-like. Gene Ontology annotation, cellular component: membrane. NCBI's taxonomy places the organism in Eukaryota, Metazoa, Mollusca, Gastropoda, Physidae. The record is from RefSeq and is a predicted model, not a curated record.
UCCUACCGGUUUUCUAGUCAUCUCUUGGGGUGACCUUGGCCAAGUUAUCAAAUCCCCUAGCUGUACAUCUAGAUAACCAGAGAACACGUCACAUAUAUCGUUACAUUUUCUCCGCUCUUCUGUAUUUGAUGGUACACGUUUAGUUGUCUUAGGUUGGGCUGAUGAGUUGUUGCUCUAAUAAAACAACAUGAAGAUUCAAGUCUGCUGUCUGUCUUUUCUUGUUGGACUGUUGCUGGAUGGAUGCUGGGGACAAGACACCAGCCAAAUAACGUACCUGGCACUAGAACCAGGAAAUGUACCUGGAACAGGUCGGGUUGUUAUCCAGAUGGACUUUGAACCUGUCAACGGUUCAAUUUGCGACAAAUCUUGGACGAAUAAUGAGGCUCUUGUGGUUUGCAAGAUGUUAAAAUACAAUUCAGGUGUAGUGGCCGGUGCUAACGAGUUUGGCGAGGGCAGCCACAACUAUCUGCUGAGUGAGCCUGUAUGUGUCGGGACAGAACUCACCCUCUCCAAAUGCAUGCGUGCACCUAUCGUCAACUGCUCCUACACGGAUGCGGAAGUUGCUGUCAGAUGUAGCUCACCCGAUCCUGCUGGUGCUUUAACUGUCUUCAGCGUGUCGGGGUCUACAUACCCACGUGGUACACAGCCGCCACCAGCAGCAUUACCAGCUGUGGACAUACCAUCUCAGUGCUCAUCCGGUGCCAACAACGUCAGGCUACAUGGGGUUGCCGGAGUGCCAGGCAUGGGGUUCGUGCAGGUCUUGAAAGACAACAAAUGGCAGUUUGUUUGUGACGACAAGUGGAGCGAGAGGGACGCGAAGGUUGUGUGCAGGGAACUUUGUUACAACAAUAACGACACCUGCUGCCCUAGACCAGCUGUAGAGACCAGGUACCGCCCAGCUGUGCCCGCCACUGUGGACAUCGCGUGGGAUACGGUCGAGUGCACAGGGAGUGAGUCGAGCAUCUUUAACUGUAAGCACUCACUACCAAACACCAGGGGAUGCACGAGCAAGGAUCUGGCGGGCGUGCAGUGCGUCAUCACACCAGAAGUGGUCGUACCUCCACAACCUAUCUUUGACUGCACCUCCUACACCGGCAACAUGGUCCUGAGUUUCCCCCUCAAAGAUUUCCCAGACAUCACCAGCUCCAACGUCAUCAUUGUCAACCAGCCCAGCUGCACGGCUAGUCACAUCCAGCUGUCCAGCACCAGCUUCAACGUCACCAUCCCACACAGCAGCUGUGGGAGUACGGCCUAUAAAAACGGGACCAACAGAUGCUAUGAGAACGCUGUGGAGUACAUCUAUCAAAUCUCCCAGGGCAACCUUCUGCUUGACUUCCGCCGUCAUGUAUUUGACAUCAAAUGUUGUUUGCCGGAAGACAAGAACGUCUCCAUCAAGUUUGUGCCCAAGACAAUCUCAGAAUACUCGUCACUUCUCAGAUACUUCGAUUACGAUGCAGAGAUCCACUUUUAUCAGAACGAGAUGUGUGACGUCGUUAUCAACGACAACCCUUAUUCUAUAACCGUCGGCAACUGGGUGUAUGUGGGCGUGAAGGUCAAGGCCGAGUCCGAGUCACUGUUCAAGGACGAGGAGCUGAAGCUGGUUCUGCUGGGCUGUAGCGUCAACCCCAUUGGUGGACGGUCCAGCCUCAGCUACCCCGAGUACCCGCUCAUAGAGAACAAAUGCCCGGCGACGCUAAGUACCGUGACGGUGUAUCCCAUCAGCAACACAACCCAGGGGUUCCGCUUCAAGGCCUUCAAGUUCUUCGGCUACUCCACCGUCUACAUCACCUGUCAGCUCAGGGUCUGUCAGGCUACUGAUGAUAAACCGUACUGCGACAGAACGUGCAUCCAGAGCCGACGUAAGAGGGACGCUGGUCACCUGACAGAGGUCAACACGGUCAUCUCACAGACCCUCAACAUCCGGGACCUGGACGAGGACUCACCUUCCUAUGACCCUGACCUUGAACCAGUUUUUAGUCACGUGGCCCGCAAGACAAAAACACGGACCAUCCGGUCUGAGCUGGAUCCUAACAACAACAAACAAAGGCUCGUGUUUGAUUGGCUGCUUCUGCUAACGUUGGUCGGUCUAGUUAUCGCCAGAUUAAUAUAACUAAACAUUUAGCAGAUGUGUAUAUACACAAACAACAUAGGAUCGCAGUUCUAUAUAUUUACUUAGCACAUGCAUAUAUCAAUUUGCCAUAACAAAUAGUUUUUUAUCCGAAUUCGCC